This is a messenger RNA of Alternaria ventricosa, 1296 nucleotides long. RefSeq lists its product as uncharacterized. The transcript has a single exon. Bases 1 to 1296 code for a protein of 431 amino acids. Gene Ontology annotation, biological process: proteolysis. The record is from RefSeq and is a predicted model, not a curated record. Gene Ontology annotation, molecular function: dipeptidyl-peptidase activity; serine-type exopeptidase activity. NCBI's taxonomy places the organism in Eukaryota, Fungi, Ascomycota, Dothideomycetes, Pleosporales, Pleosporaceae.
AUGACGGGAGUCCUAGCUGAGCGUAUUGGGGCAGCUACGAUCGUUCUCGAACAUCGCUACUGGGGUGAUAGUACACCUUUCCGCAACUUCACCACUGAAAAUAUGAAGUACCUUACCUUCGAGAACAGCAGGAAGGACAUAACAAAUUUCGCACGUCGAGUCCAGUUGCCUUUUGAUACCGACAAAAACGCCAGCAGCAAUUCUAAAAACGUUCCAUGGGUAGCUAUAGGUGGUAGCUACUUUGCUGCCCUGUUAGUAUGGACUGCAAGCCUUGACCCGGGCACCAUCUGGGCCUACUACGCUUCAAGUGCAUCAGUUCAAUCUGUUUCUGACUAUUGGGCAUACUUCCUUCCUGUACAAGAGGCUGGACCGAAGAACUGUACUAGAGACAUCUCUCUUGUCAUCGACUAUAUGGACGACAUUCUUACCACUGGUUCUCAGGACGAGCAACACGCACUCAAAGCCAAAUUCAACAUGCAAGACGUCGCUCAUAGCGACGAUUUCAUGAAUGCCCUGGCGCAUGGCCCCUAUCUCUGGCUAGGUAAUCAGUUCACAUACAACACAGGCUUCUUCACCUUCUGUGACUACAUUGAGAACGCCGUGAACGCCACCGCCACCGACCUCCCAUCUGAAGCUGGUGUCGGCGUCGAAAAAGCGCUCGAGGGAUACGCGAAAUGGUGGAAAGAGGUCGAACUCCCCAGUCACUGCGCCGGGAAUGUCUAUCCCGACUUCAACACUACAGACAAUACUGACUGCUUCAACACCUAUAAUGCGAGCUCCCCACUCUUCACCGACACGACGCCGAGGAAUGCCAUGAACCGGCAAUGGUUCUGGAUGAAAUGCAACGAACCAUUCGGGAACUGGAAAGUUGGCGCUCCCCCGGGACAACCAUCACUCGUUUCCCGCCUCAUAACAACCGACUACUGGGUUCGUCAGUGCGGGAUGUAUUUCCCUCCUGGACCGAAUGGAGAAACAUAUGGUCUCGCAGCGGGAAGAACCGAAGAGCACUUCAAUACGUACUUUGGAGGCUGGAAUAUUACCAACACAAGCCGGCUGAUCCUCGUCAACGGCGAAUUUGACCCGUGGAGAGAGAUCGGUGUUUCGGCAAAAGGGAGACCCGAAGGUCCGUUGCAGAGUACCGAGCAGGUACCAAUCGAAAUUGUGCCUGACGGUGUUCACACUAGUGAUUUAAAUACCAAGAACGGAAAGGUCAAUGCCAGGGUAAAAGAGGUGCAGGAUCGAGUGUUGAAGCAGUUGGUCGAGUGGGUUAAAGAAUGGCCUGGGGGAGAUAAGUGA